Aspergillus saccharolyticus JOP 1030-1 is the source of this 683-nucleotide messenger RNA. RefSeq lists its product as uncharacterized. The coding region runs from base 6 to 683 and encodes 225 amino acids. NCBI's taxonomy places the organism in Eukaryota, Fungi, Ascomycota, Eurotiomycetes, Eurotiales, Aspergillaceae. The record is from RefSeq and is a predicted model, not a curated record. The transcript is spliced from 4 exons.
UCACAAUGUCCACUCGGGCUCCAGUCCUCGCAGCUGUGGUUGCCCUUGGGGCUACCACCGUCCACGCCGCCAUGGGCCCUGCCUUUAGCACUGGUCCCGUCGCCUCCAACUCGUGGAUCCGGGAAGCCACCUCGACCUUAGUUCUUCCCAACGGCCCCAGCGGUGGCGCUACCGAUGCCAUUACCUCUCUGUGGGUUGGGAUGGGUACCUCCAACGGGGACCUGAUCCAGUCUAUCGCGGAUAACUGGCAGCAGAAGGACUGGACCAUGUACGCCUACACCUUGAUGAAGACUGGCGACUCCAGCCAAAUGCCCAUCUACGGUGACGGCCAAGCGGAUGGCACCCAGGGUGACCAGGUCACCAUGCACUACAAGUUCGAUGAUGCUAGCGGCAACUACACGCAGACUGUGCUGAUCAACGGCCAGACCGUCUCCACCCUGUCGACCAGCGAUGGCCAUGCUCAGGGCUGGGGUAGCGCGGUCGAAUGUGCUGAGGACAACUGCGGCACUGUUGGCGCUCACUCUUGGAUCGACACCAAGAUCAUCCUCGACGUCGCGGAUCCCAACUACAUCAACACCAUGGCCAAAGGGAGCGGAGUGACUGGCGAGAUGUCCACCACGGACGGUGGCAAGACCUGGACGGUCUCCACCAUCAGCAUUCCUGAGUUCUCCUUUGGUAACUGA